Molecule: messenger RNA, 5772 nt
Organism: Uranotaenia lowii
Lineage: Eukaryota; Metazoa; Arthropoda; Insecta; Diptera; Culicidae
Exons: 3
Coding region: 135-4922 (1595 amino acids)
Biological process (GO): regulation of transcription by RNA polymerase II
Cellular component (GO): nucleus
Molecular function (GO): zinc ion binding; RNA polymerase II transcription regulatory region sequence-specific DNA binding; DNA-binding transcription factor activity, RNA polymerase II-specific
Source: RefSeq, a predicted model, not a curated record
AAAAAAGUUAAAGCCAAAAAAACAUGGAAGCAAAUUGAGCUACGACUCGUGAGUGCAACAUAAAAAUCGAUUUUUACUCGUGAAAAAGCUAAAGGAAACAAGUUUUGCCGGUAAAAAACGUAUCCCGAAUCAUCAUGGAACGUUUUGCAAUUAAUAUUUUACACAAGCGGAUCUACAAAAUCUGUCGGUUGUGCGGUGUGGAUAAUCCAAACAAGAUUCCUAUCGUCGAUGAAAACGAAACCAUCAUAGUAGGCGAGGACGACGAAGCGUCGUUAGCGAAAAAAAUCGAGGAAUGUGUUGGUAUACAGGUCACUAAGGACGACAAAAUGCCUCAAAAUGUUUGCUCCUUAUGCGUCGACAAGAUCAACGACUUCUACGAAUAUCGAUUGAUGUGCGCAGCUACGAAUUUGCAAACAAGAACGAUUUUGAACUUGAAUUUAGUGGAGCCGUCUAAAAAAUUGAUAAUGUUCGGUGUAGAAUCGAAACCGGAUGACAAAGCAAAAGUGGAGGUAAAAGAGGAAGAAGAUAAAAAGGAACUGCCCAGUACGAGUAAUAUUGCAGCUACGAGUCCCAGCAAGAAAGGUCGCAAGAAGCGUGGUCCCCCAUCUCCAUCUCCCUCUCCAGUUCCUGUCACAAGAGUUAAAGCAUCAGUAGAGCUUGUGAAGGAUGAACCGGUUCCCUCUACGCCAGUGAAGGCUUUGACUAAAAAAGAGCGUCUCAAACAAAUGCAGCAACAACAAGAACAACAAAAACAGGAGAAAACAAAACUUAAACCUUCACAAAGUGAAAAACCGGAUAAACAUUCAAAGAACAAAGUCACUUUCAUGGAAAAAAUCGAAGAAAUUCCAACUGAACCUAAAAGUACUCGGUCAAAGCGCAAAGAACCGUCUCCUGCGAAAGAGUUAGAAAAACCUUCCAGUACUAAGGAUUUAGCUGUUCCUCCGCCUAAGAAAAUUAAAUUUGAGCAUCCAUGUUCUUUCUGUACGGAUGAAUUUAAAUCCCAAGUUGAGCUAGAUACUCAUUUAGGCCAAAAGCAUACACCCUCAGUACGUAAAUAUGGUUGCGGAUCGUGUAGAGAAACCUUCGAUACUAUUCUUGAAUUCAAAGAUCACAAUCUCUGGCAUCAAUUGACCCGAACAGUUUACACUUGUUUCAAAUGCAAACGAAAGUAUGAUAAAAAUAUUGCACUAGUCAAACACAUGACUUUGAAUUCAUGUGGCAGAACAGCACGUGGUAGGCCACCAACUCUGCUGCCCGAUGUUCAGUGUCGCUCGUGUCACAAAAAAUUUAAAACUCAAAAUCUCUAUGAAUGGCAUAGCUGUUUUCUCAAACCUAAAACAAAGUGUCCAAAGUGCAGCAAAUACUUUGUCAAAAGGCAAAUUCUGACUCGUCAUUAUAUUAUGUACUGCACCGGAACCCUACCACCACCGGAACCUGUUAUCAUUCCGAAAGAGGAACCAAUCGAUGCCAGUGAGCAUGCUUCGAAUGCAGCUCCUGUAUCGACUGUUCCUCAAGACCGAAGAACACGACGAAGCGCUCCGGUUGAACCGGAAUUGCCGAAAGAAGAACGUGAAAUUCCUUUCCCGCCACCACUAGAACUUGCUCUACAACAGGCUCCCGAAUCAUCUCAUCCACAGCAAACUUCACACUCUAAAAAGAAAUCGACGAGAAAGCUGCCGACAUCUGCAGCUAAAAUUGAUACGCCCGCAAAUAACGCCUCAAAACAAGAACCAAGAUUGGUGACGGCGAAAAUUAAUUCGUUGUUAGAUACGGGAUCCAAACUUGACAAAGACACUGAUAUUGCAACCAUUAACAAUCUUCUAACCUCUGUUACACAGGCCAUUGCUAGCAUUUCAGAAGCUAAGGCAAAAAAGAAGGAAAAGAAGAAAAAGAAAGAUAAGAGUAAAGGAAAACGCUCAGAGGAAGAUAUUAACAAAGAAGAUACGGAUAUUACAGAAACCCCUCCUCCGCUUCAAGAAACGCCGACUCCGGUGGACGAUCGAACGGAUGAAGAACGUCAAGCAGAAGCUAUUGCUUUAGAGGUGGGAGAAAUGUCGUUGAGUCAACAACUUGCGUUCUGUUCUGGUAAACAGCCAGUAUUGGUACUACCGAAGACAACUUUCAAACAAGAAUGCAGUGAGAUCGAUACCGAGCCAUCCCAGCUACAAGGGAUGCCAGAGAAUGGUGAAGAAGCAGAAGAGUUCGAUGCGUCACCUGCAGAUGAUUACUCUGGAUUUCAAAACGAUGACGAUGUCGAUAAUAACGGUGACGAUGAUGGACAGAAACAAACAAAUGCUUCUAUGAACCAGGAACAAGAAGCAGAAGAAGAGGAAGAGGAGGAAGAAGAUGAUUUCCCAAUGCCAAUAAAACAGGAAAUUGAAGAACCACAGCCAGUCGAAGAACCACAGCCAGUUGAAGAACCACCGAACAGAACAAAAAUUGCGGAUAAAGAAUCUCUGUUUGAUGUCAACCUAGCUGCAAACAUCAAGAAAGAACCUAAUUUAGAUGAUGAAACAUCAACGGUAAGAUCAGGUAAACGAAAACGGCCAGAAUCACGUACUUCUGCAUAUUCGCCUGUGCUUGCGGUCGGAUCGUCAAGAGAAACCAUUCAAGAUUCGCCCAAACCAACAUUGAUACUAAAAAUCAAAAAGGAAAAAGGCUUACUGGCUGUAGAACCAACGUGCGAAAGUUCUGAUAAUUCCGUUCAACAAACUGAAUCUGUUGAAUCGGAUUCACAACGUUUAUAUAAAAAACCAAGCGUUCUUUCUAUCAAAAUCAAAGAAGAAAAGUUAGAUCCUGAGUAUGACCGUCAAGAACAAGUUAUUACUCAGCUCCCUGCUGGUUUAAAAAUCAAACAGGAGCCAAUUGACCCGAUCGAGAAGAGAUCAAUACCAAUUGAUUCCCAAGAUGUAAACAAUGAUGAUGAUGAUGAUGAUGUGGUAAUGAUAGUUCCUUCUCGCAAAAAAUCGCGACCAGCAGAAACAUCAUCAGAUGUUAUUGCUUUCGAUGGAGUUCGAAUCAAACAGGAAAAAACAGAGUCAGCUAUUUCCGUUGCUCCUGUAACUUCAGAGGCAAACUCCAAAAACUCUGAGAAAAAAAAGAAAUCAAAAGGUAAAAUUAAUCCAUUUGCGUUGCUUAAACAACGAAUGGCUGCAGAAGCCGCAGCUAAGAACGCCCAGAAAUCAGAAACAUCUGUAAUGGCAGGCCCUGCACAGAACCCUUCUCCUUUACCAGUCAUCACAAAUGUGGUUGGCAAUGUAGCCACGACAUCGACGUCUUCGAAAGAACCUUCAUGUCCGGGAAGCCCUGGAGUAGUUAAAGAACAUUCAAAUAUUCCAAUUAUUACGCAAGUUGCAUCAAUAGCAUCAGGAAUCGAACCAUCAACGAAAGAAUCACAAAACAAAGUCUUCUUGGUAUCAAUCAAACAAGAAAUAGAGGAACCAGUAGCAGAUAUAAAACAAAUAAUUAAAAACGAUGCUGAAGAAGAACUUGGGUAUGAAAAAAAAAUAGACACGCAUGUUGAGUUAGAAACCGGAGAAUCAAUUUCAGAAAAAGAAGUUUCAACUCAACAAAUUCAUGACCAGAGAGAACUAACAACAGUAAAUGAGGAACGGGAAGCAUCUGUACCUGAAGUGGCAGAAGCCGAACGUGAACUAUCUAAUUCACCUCCUGAUGAAAAAUUAUCAGAGAAUGGAAAUCCAAAUGGAGAACUUAUCCAGAUGGACGGAGAACUACCUGUUGAACAAGGUGCUCGAGAAAACUCCGACGAUCUAAGUGAAUUUCCAGAUAACUCAGAAGGGACAAAAACCUGCAGAGAAGAUAAAAAUACGGACGAAACUACGGAUAAAAUAGAAGCCAAUACAAACAAUUCAGAAUGCCCAAAACAAGUAUAUAGUGCUGCAAAGGAUGACGAUAAAUUAGGAAAUAGAAUGUCUGAAAACAUGACGUUUCACAAUGUUGAGGUAAAUGAUGACAAAGGGCAUGAGAAGGCGCUCGAAAAACAUGAAUCAUUGCAAGACGACAACGUCCUGGAAUCAACAUCAAAUCAAAUGAUUGAGAAAGAUCAAGUACAAGUACAAGUGAAACAUAACGUUGAAAAGUUGGACGUGACAGAGGGUGGUUGGCAAGAACAUUCACAACCAAACUUACAGUCAGAAAAUAUAAGCGAAAAUCAUCCGGAAAAUUCAACGUCACCCAUUUCAGAUGCUCCUAGCGAAAAUUAUUAUGACGAGUCGCAAAGUCAAUUGAAUGUACUCCAGCUUGAAAAACCUGUGGACGAAGAUGAACUGAAAUUUCAACUCAAAGGAAAUAUCAGAGUAUCAGAAAAAAACAGUGAGAUAGAACAUCCAAUGCAAUCAGAAAACAUAAAUCUCAGGCCUGACAAAACACAAGCCACGCAAGAUGUCGAUUCAUCGCAAAAUGAGCCAUGUAGUAGUAGCACUAUUCUAGUUAAUACGACUAAAGAAAUAGCUGUCGAACAACUCCCACCAGAUAUUUCAUGUCAGGCUGAUUUUGACGUACUUGAAACAUUUCUGAAAAAAGACGUGGAAAUUUCACACGACAGCGAUCCAACGCCGAAAACAGAUUGUAAACAAAGUGAUGCUAUUCCGGAAGAAGAUUUAGAUAGUUUGCUGAACAAUAAGUUAGAGGAGAUAUCUGAUCAGCUAAAAUGUCCUGCACCAUCGAGUUAUGGUCAACCCGCCGAAAGCAGUAGACUACAAUCAGAUAAAUUGAAUCUGAAUAUCGAACGGGAACUAAUGCAUGAGAUAGUACCAAUAGCAGAACAACAGUCGCUGGAACCGACCGCUGAUUUGCCAAUGAGUAAUAUUAAUAGGAAUAAUGAUAUUUUAGGAGAUGACAGCAUGUUAGAACUAGAACAAGAUCUGCCACUUCAAAUUGGAGGAAGUAAUGAGCAGUCGUAAAUCGGACAUUCAAGUUUCCAAUUUUAAACCUAAAAAGUAUCUUAUUUUCUUGGAAAACGAAAUCAUUUCUUUCCGGAAGAGUUGAAUAUUAAUUUGGCAAUAUCAUGAUGUAUCAGAUAUCAGAAAAUAGUGUGUAUCUUUGAUGCUUUCAGAUGUGAGUUUAAUAGUUGAACGAAAGAAAACGUUUUUAAAUCAUUUAAACACUACAAUAUUUAUCACCUAAAGCUGGAUUUGUACCUCAGAUGAAUGUAAACAUAAAUUAGUCCAGAACUCUAAUAAUCGAAAUAAUUUGUUUUUAUGCUUUCAGGAACAGAACAGGUAUACAGUAUACAGUAGUUGAAAAUAUUAGAAAUAUUUUUUUCUCAAUGCACUUUCAACUUUUCCAAAAUAGUUCAAAUCCAAAUUAUUCACGCUAUUUAAUGACUUCAAGAUUUUUCACGUUCAUUUGAGGUUAUUUAUCCUUUGGAUUUUCUAAUGCUCUCAAUAAUUUGUUAUUGUGAGUUAGAAUGAAUAACUAUUCAGCACUAUCUAUACAUCUGUGUUCAUGAAACUGCCAACUUUCAAUUAUUUUCUAGUAUUUCUGUUCAUCCUGAAAUGAAACUUGCAAUGAAAUGUAACUCAAAACAUAGAAUUCUUGAACAGAUUUUUUUGUCAUGUAAAAAAUAUUUAAAAAUAUAUCCAUGUGACUAUCCUACUCGCAGGUUUGAGUUGAUCUGUACUAAUGGGACUCUUAUGUGGCAUUUAAAACAACAUAUUUGAACGAGUGAAAUCGACAUUGCCAGCAAAAUGAAAAAAAGUAGUGCAGUGUAAAAGAUAAACUUUAAUAAAACAAUCAUAACUAGACAGUAAA